Messenger RNA from Lytechinus pictus (painted urchin), 913 nucleotides. Its product is annotated as large ribosomal subunit protein eL13-like. Gene Ontology annotation, biological process: translation. Gene Ontology annotation, molecular function: RNA binding; structural constituent of ribosome. Gene Ontology annotation, cellular component: cytosolic large ribosomal subunit; ribosome. Lineage: Eukaryota; Metazoa; Echinodermata; Echinoidea; Temnopleuroida; Toxopneustidae. The transcript has 4 exons. The coding region runs from base 65 to 712 and encodes 215 amino acids. The record is from RefSeq and is a predicted model, not a curated record.
CUUUAAAUUGCAUGUCGUACAAAUAUCCUUUUCUGUGAGCACUGCUGAAGCGCAGGAUUUCACCAUGACUCGCAAGGGAAACAGAGUCCUUCCAAAUGUCCAUUUCCGUAAGGAAUGGCAAAACUAUGUCAGGACCUGGUUUGAUCAACCAGCCCGCAAGAAGCGGCGACACAACACCCGUGUGCAGAAGGCACGGAAGAUUGCCCCCAAACCCAUCGCAGGAGCACUAAGACCCCAAGUUACUUGUCAGACGUUCAAGUACCACACCAAGCUGAGGGAGGGACGUGGCUUCACUCUUGAAGAGCUCAAGGCUGCUGGUAUCCACAAGAGGUAUGCCCCAACCAUCGGUAUCUCUGUCGACCACAGAAGGAAGAACAGAUCAGUGGAAGGUCUCCAAGCCAAUGUCCAACGCCUCAAGGAAUACAGAUCCAAACUCAUCCUCUUCCCCAAGAAGCUGAGCAAACCCAAGAAGGGAGACAGUGAUGAGGCCGAGCUUAAGAUGGCAACUCAACUGUCUGGUCCAGUCAUGCCUAUCAAGAGCGUCCAGAAGCGCGAGAAGGCCCGUGCCAUCAGCGAUGAGGAGAAGAAACACAGUGUGUUCCAGGCUCUGCGAAUGGCCCGCUCCAACCAGAAACUCCAUGGUCUCAGGGCAAAGCGUGCCAAGGAAAAGGAAGCAGAGGAAGCCCAGAACAAGCCCAAGGGCAAGAAGUAAAUUCCCUUCCAUUCCGUCUCUCCUCCCUGUCAUCCCAACAUAGGAUAUCCAUACACAACAGAACUCAUAUCAGCUGAACUUCAGUCCUUGUGAAAUCCUGUCGUUGAGUAAAAUUCGAUCAUGCUAUUCGACGUGCCUACAUUACAAGAUUACCUUAUUGAGACGUGCGGUUGUCAAUAAACAGAAGCUACACAGGCAGAA